GUAUCACCAGCAUCCUCCACGAUGAAGAGGAGUACAGGACGAGGUAUGUCCAACCUGCCGGUCCCAAAGGCAUCCAAGGGCAGCCCUUCCACGGCCACAUCGCACCUAGCCAGGGGAAGGGGCAACAUUGCCCGGUCAGCUGAAGACAUCCCCCGUCAAGUCAACCUCAGUGUUGGUGGAGGUCAGGGUACCUCGGCCAGAAGGGCCGUCUCUCCUGGCAGUGAUCAGAGGAAAGGCUUAUCGCCAGUUCGGACACCAACAUCUCAGGCUGGUGUCCGCUACAUCACGGAGGAUAUGAUCAAGAAGAUGGCGAAGGAAGAUAACUAUGACAUGAUAACAAGCCUCAACCUGACGCUUGGUCGGGAAGGAGGCAAGAAAAUCAAGUACAUUGAGAACCUGGAGAGGCUGAAGAAGCUUCACACCCUCAACCUCAGCAACAACAUGAUUGAGAAGAUGGAGAAACUGGACAAGCUGCUGCGUCUCCGAGAUCUCAACCUGUCACAUAAUUCCAUAGUGAAAAUAGAGGGCAUCGAAAACCUGGUCUUUCUGCAGACACUCAACCUCAGCUGGAAUAAGAUUGAGCACAUUCCGCCAUGGAUCGGCAAGAAACUCAAAGCUCUUCGCAACUUUAAUCUAGGUCAUAAUCAGCUUGCAUCGCUCAGUGAGCUGUCCAAGCUGAAGCCAAUCCCUGACCUCACACAGCUCGACGUGAGUGGCACUCCGCUGUCAGAGCUGCCACACUCCCGGCUGUACAUCGUCUUCCACCUGCGCACUGUAGCCACUCUUGACGCUGUUCAUGUCACAGCUCAAGAGCGGGACCUGGCUCAGCAGAGGUUUGCUCAAGGAGAGUUGGAGAACAUGUACAGUGGAGGAGAGCAGCUGGAGCAGGAGGAGGUGAAGAACCUGCUGGAGGAGAGCCACAACAAGUCGCUACAGGAGAAGUCCCUGCAGGAGGUCACCACCAACCAGAUGAAGGUCAAGGACAAGGAACGCCAAGAUCAGGUGUCAGAGCUGCAGAGAGAACUACAGGUCAAGAAUGACCUGCUGAAGAAGAAGAUGUUAGAGCUAAACAAGGCGUGUGAGAAGCACUACCAGCUGGAGCAGGAGCUGGCCUUCUACAAGAUAGACUCCAAGUUUGACAGUCUCAGGGAAGUCCCUCGCCCUCAGGUCUUGGACGAUGAUGAGGAUGACAGCGGUCUCCUGGGUGAGAGCCCCUACAUUGGCCGAGCCCGCUACAAGGCCAACCAGUAUUCCCAGGAGGGGUCACUGCUGGCCACGCCCCAGAAGAUACAGAUACACUCUAUAGCAUCUUCCCCUGCCACGCCCGCAGAGCGGCCUGAGGUGCUGGGGCAGUACCACCAGGCAAUCACAGCGCAGGUUGCAGACAAACAGCGGGAGAUACAGCUAGCUGAGGAUCGGCUGCGAAGUCUCCAGUCCAAUCUUAGCGCCACAGAGGAUAAACUGGUCCAAGCAACGCAGGAGCUGAAGAAGAUGUCGGAGCGCAAGACUCCGGAGCCGUUCAGUGAGGACAACAAAUACAAGAUGAGGCAGAAGCUGGCCAAGAAGAUGAAGUCGGUAAAUGAAAUGCGUGACAGUGCAACCCAGAUGGAGACUGAGAUCGACCGCCGCCAACAGAAGGUCCAGGAGAACAAGGGCAACCUGCUACAUUGCGCCUCCAAGGAGCAGAUCGCACAUCUUGGCGCCAGGAACCCAGGCGUUCCAAAGAAGAAGGCUGAGAUGGUUGACAAGGAGCAGCAGAUCUCGGAGGACAACCAGGUGUACAGCGAGCUGCAGAACCAGCUUCAAGACAUGUUGCAGACGGUUGCCAGGGAAACGUCUGACAUCAAGAAGCUGGAGCAGCAGCUCAAUGAAGAGCGUAUUGAGGCCAACGAGGAGCUGCGUCAGGAGCUGGACGACGUGGUGGACGGUCUCCAGGGUUACCUGCAGAACGUCAAGGACCAGAGCGCCCGUCAGAAGGAGGACUUCGAGCAGGUGGUGAAGGAGAAGGAGAGUCUGGAGGAGCGGGUGCGACGUCUGGAUACGGAACUCAAGAUCAUCAACAGGGAGGCUGAAGAGGGCCAGACUUGGCAGAGGCAGGAGCACCAGGCCCAGGACCUCAACAAGUCCCUGAACGACCAGCUGCACCGCAGCCGGCAGCUGGAUCCCGAGCUGCAGGACCGGCUGGAACAUGCCGAGAUGGAGGCGCACAACCUACGCAGAAGUCUGAACGACACUGAGAAACGGUCCCAGAUGGAGAGGAAGAACAUGGAGAAGCAGCUGCAGGUGGAGAGAGGAAGAGCGGAGCAGCUAGCACGGCAACAGAAGGAUGGAGGCAGAUCCCUGGAGCAGCUGAGGAAGAUGGAAUCCCAGCUGGAGGCUGCCAAGGGUCUGAAUGCCUCCCUGCGGGAACAGUUAUCGGAGACGAGGAAGCAGAGUGCUUCUGACACCAAGGACACCUUCAGACCCAGUGACCUCAAGAAGAGGCUAAAGGACCUCACUCACAACUUCAGAGCUGGCAAGGGUCCCCUCCCCCCACAGAGCAGUGACGACGUCCUAGGGAAGACCUUCCACGACCUCCACCACUACGUCCAGGACAAACUGAACAAGAGCAACCGAGAGGUGGAGGAGGCCAGAAAGCAUAACCACAAGGCAUCUGUGGAGGUGCAGACUCUCAAGGAAAACCUGAAGAAGGCAGAAGCCGACCUUGCCAAGAGAGGGGGAGAAGACAGACCCAGAGAAGAUGAGGCCCGACAGCGGAAUGAGAGUGCAGAGAUCAGUAGACUUGAGGAUGAAAUUCGAAGGCUGAACAAGGCUUUGCAGGAUGCUGAAAACAGAGCACGACAGGAGCGUCCAAGGACCCGUGUUACAUAUGCACCAAGCUCCGACUCCGACCGAGUGAGCUCGUCCCUCAACUCAGGAGGAGAGUAGAGAGAAGCUUAGGUGUAUGAUGAACUCCAGCGUGAACUGAUGGAGCUCUUAUGGAGCGGAGGAACCACGAGGCACCAGGAGGAGGAGAGUGAGAGAAGGGUGCUGGAUGCAGAGAAUGAGAUCGCGCUGCUGACAGAGGAGAUGCAGCAGAGGGAGGAGGAGUUUGAGAAGGAGCUGGAGAAACAGAGGCAGGAGGCGGAGCUGAUCAGGGAGAAGCAGGAAGCCCGCAUCCAAGUGAUAGCAGAUGACCUUGACCUGGCUCAGCAGGCUGCGGACCACCUGCAGGGCCUGCUGGAGACGCGGGACGGACAGAUGCAGGACGACAUACAGGAGGCUGACAUGUCCAACCAGAUGAUGGCUGCCCAGGAGGAGGAGUUGACCCGUCUGUAUGACAUUCUGGAUGCUCAGAAGGAGGAGAUGGAGAACCUGAACCAGAUGCUGGACUACCUGGCCCAGCAGGGACCCGAGGGAGUUGGCCCUGGGUUUGACGACGAGUUGUGGCGUAUCAGACAAGAGGUGAACAACUUGAAGGAGACACUUGCCAUGCAGUCAGCCUAUGUCCAGACCAUGCCUCCUGACCAUGCCGGGGCAGCGGGGGUGGCCGCGGCGGCACAGGCAGGAGUCGGCGUUGGGGUUGGUGCUGCACCCCCCUACAGACAACCACCUGUGGUGCCACAGCCAACGAUGUUUGCGCAGCAGAAUGCACCCCCUGGGUCAGUUCAGGUUGGGUCAGCCCCACCCUCCAUCCGCCCCACCCAGCAUCCCACACGACCUGCAUCUAGUCCAGCCCAGGCCCCAGCACCCCACUCCUCACCCGCGGGACGGACCUCCGCCCCCCUGCUGCACUCCUCACCGGCCACGCCCCUUCUCCACAGCUCCCCAGGACACAGUCAGGCAGCUUCAGGAAACGGCAGCGUCCCCCCACCCAGCGCUAUGUCUGUACCCAUCAUGGGAGGCAAUCUGGGUGCUCACCUCAGCUCACCUCCUCGGAUUCACAUGCUGGAACACCUCGGCACCCAGAGACGGGAGUCAAAGGCGCCUCCUGGUGCCAAACCUGGCAGUGGGCGACCAACAGAGUCAACUCCAGUCAGACAGUCAGCGCCACCUGGGGCAGAAGUUGAUGAUGCAGAUCGUCUCAGUCAGCGCAGUGAGCGUGCCACAAGUCGCAUUUUUGGGCGUAGCCGACCUCAGAUGCGUAGGAAAGCUUCGCAACCUUCAGCCUUUGAGCCUGUGUACAGACCUCAACCUCACCACGCACAGUACAACUCUCCCCCACCCCCAGGCUACCCCCCAGCUGACCCCAACAUGUACGUUGGAGGGACACCAGCGCAGCCUGUGGGUGGAGAGGGAGGAGUGGCGCCCUGGGGAGUGCCAACUUCGCCAGGUAUUGCCGGGCCACCACACGGAGUGCCCGUCCACGGCCAUGUAGUUAGUGGUGGCCAUCCAAUGCCUGGCCCCACCCCAGGACAUACUCCGGGGCACGUUGAGGGUACAUAUGCUCCCUUAGACCCCAGCCACACCCAGGGACUUCCUGUAGCAUCCCAAACAGAUCCAAGAGUUGCCUUUGGUCCAGUUAAUACUGAAUAUUCCUACCCUGUAGGUUAUCCUGAAGGAGACUACCCCGGAUACCAGCCUGGUUACCCAGGGUUACAACCUGGGGUACAGCCAGGAGUACAACCUGGGUUCUACCCCCUACCCGCUGGGGGCUCACCUGUCCCCCAAGGGGGUUAUUCUGUGGGUCAGCAGGUAUACAUCCCGACAGGGCCAGCACAGAGUGUGGGGUAUAAGCCUGGAAGAGUCUAUUAUUCAGCAGGUGGGAAAACACCAGUCAGGAUCUACUACCCUACAAAUGGAAGAAUCCCCAUGCCUUCAUCUGGUCCACCCCCUCCGCCGGGAAUGCAUAGUGUUGGAGUUAUCUCCCCUGGACCUCGCCCAGGAUCCAUGCCAGUGACACCUAUUGCUACGGGGACUCCAAUUUCGGAUUCCAGACUUUCGACAACUGUCAACUUUGAUGGAUCAUUCAUAACACCUCCAAGCCCGAUACGAUCUGUUGCCAUGGAGUCUCCGGUAGCUCCCAGGGGAAUUCUGAAGAAUGGAGGAGACGGAGUUGCUGUGGAUGAUGACAGCUAUCUGUUCUGUAACGUCCCAGAGCAUCAUGACCUGGAGGACUACAUUGCUGAACUGCAGGAGAAACUGAGAAAAGUUCAAAUCAAGAUUUCACAUCAAGAGGACAUUCAUGAGGAGAUAAUUAUGGAUGAAGAGAAGAGGCUCAUCCACAGACUCAAGACCGAGCUGGAGGAUCGUCGAGAUGAGCUGGAAGGCCUUGACCUUGCCAUUGAGAGGCAGAAGAAGAACCUCAAGAAACUGAAGUAUAAUGAGAAGAGCAUCCGGGAGAAGAGGUCGUCAGCCAAGGAGGAGCUGGAGUUCCUCCGCAUGAGGAACAUGAGGAGCACCAUCAAGAACAAACAGAGGAAGUACGAAGAAGACGACAGCUUGGAUGAGUCGGCGUGUCGCAGCCGUCAGACAUUCCUGCAGGAUGAGAUCGCGUGUCUGGAGAAGACUCUCGCCAAGAGGACCGGGCAGUUACGGGAGGCAGACAAGCUGUUGAAGGAGUGUAACACUGACCUCAAGGAUGCCCGCGAACAG
Molecule: messenger RNA, 5574 nt
Organism: Haliotis rubra (blacklip abalone)
Lineage: Eukaryota; Metazoa; Mollusca; Gastropoda; Lepetellida; Haliotidae
Product: centriolin-like
Biological process (GO): telomere maintenance via recombination; telomere maintenance via telomerase; double-strand break repair
Cellular component (GO): Mre11 complex; condensed nuclear chromosome
Molecular function (GO): G-quadruplex DNA binding; double-stranded telomeric DNA binding; single-stranded telomeric DNA binding
Source: RefSeq, a predicted model, not a curated record